Syngnathus acus (greater pipefish) is the source of this 8317-nucleotide messenger RNA. RefSeq names its product protein unc-79 homolog. Gene Ontology annotation, molecular function: protein binding. Lineage: Eukaryota; Metazoa; Chordata; Actinopteri; Syngnathiformes; Syngnathidae. The record is from RefSeq and is a predicted model, not a curated record.
AGAGAGAGUGUUCACUUUUCCACCAGUGAGGGACACACACUGAAGAGGGUGCAAAAAAUCAAAUCCAAAUUUAAUUGACAGCGUGACUUUUAUGUCUCCACAAGUGUCUCCGCAAUGUCCACCAAGGCAGAGCAGUUUGCUUCUAAGAUACGAUACUUGCAAGAGUAUCACAACCGUGUGCAACACAAUAUAUACCCGGUGCCGUCUGGAACUGACAUUGCAAACACACUGAAAUACUUUUCUCAAACCCUGCUCAGCGUUCUGCGCGAUGCCCCUUCAGACCGCGGGGGGCAGGGGCAGCAGAGUCGGGACGCUCAGCUCUCAGAGUACCCCUCUCUGGACUAUCAGGGCCUCUAUGUGACCCUCGUGACCCUGCUUGACCUGGUGCCCCUGCUGCAGCACGGUCAGCAUGAUCUGGGCCAGUCCAUAUUUUACACAACAACUUGCCUUCUGCCCUUUCUCAGUGAUGACAUUCUCAGCACUUUGCCCUAUACUAUGAUCUCCACUUUAGCUACAUUUCCCCCCUUCCUCCACAAAGACAUCAUUGAGUACCUCAGCACCUCUUUUCUCCCCAUGGCCAUAUUGGGAUCCACGCGGAGGGAAGGGGGAGUCCCUGCCUAUGUUAAUCUGUCUGCUUCCUCUAUGCUAAUGAUAGCAAUGCAGUACACGACAAAUCCAGUUUAUCACUGUCAGUUGCUGGAGUGUUUAAUGAAGCACAAACAGGAAGUGUGGAAGGACCUUCUUUAUGUCAUAUCUUAUGGUCCAUCCCAAGUCAAACCUCCAGCAGUGCAAAUGCUUUUUCAUUACUGGCCCAACCUGAAACCACCAGGAGCCAUCAGUGAAUACCGAGGGCUGCAGUACACUGCCUGGAACCCCAUUCACUGUCAACAUAUUGAGUGCCACAAUGCCAUCAAUAAACCUGCUGUCAAGAUGUGUAUAGAUCCCACUCUUUCUGUUGCCCUGGGAGACAAGCCGCCUCCUCUUUACAUAUGCGAGGAGUGCAGCCAGCGGAUAGCCGGAGACCACGCCGAAUGGCUUGUUGAUGUCCUUCUGCCCCAAGCUGAAAUAUCUGCCAUUUGUCAAAAGAAGAACUGUAGCUCUCACGUCAGGAGGGCUGUGGUCACCUGCUUCUCGGCCGGUUGCUGCGGGCGCCAUGGUAACCGGCCUGUCCGCUAUUGCAAGCGUUGCCAUGUCAACCACCACAGCAGCGAGGUGGGGGCUGCGGCGGAGACCCAUCUGUACCAGACUUCGCCUCCUCCGAUCAACACCCGGGAGUGCGGGGCUGAGGAGCUAGUUUGCACCGUGGAAGCUGUUAUAAGCCUACUCAAGGAGGCUGAAAUCCACGCAGAACAACGCGAGUUUGAACUAAACCGCCGUCGGCAGAUGGGCCUGUCUUCCUCGCAUCACUCUCUGGACAACAUCGAGUUUGAUAACAAGGAGGACGACCAGCAUGACCAACGCCUCCUCAGUCAGUUUGGCAUCUGGUUCCUGGUGAGCUUGUGUACCCCCAACGAGAACACACCCACUGAGAGUCUGGCCCGGUUGGUCAGUAUGGUUUUCCAGUGGUUUCAUUCUACCGCCUAUAUGAUGGAUGACGAGGUGGGAAGCCUGGUGGAGAAACUGAAGCCACAAUUUGUCACCAAGUGGUUAAAAACAGUCUGUGAUGUGCGAUUUGACGUCAUGGUUAUGUGUCUCCUGCCCAAACCCGUCGAGUUUGCCAGGGUUGGAGGUUAUUGGGACAAGUCCUGUAGCACAGUGACCCAACUGAAGGAAGGUCUAAAUCGUAUUUUGUGUUUAAUCCCUUACAAUGUCAUCAGCCAACCACUAUGGGAAUGUUUCAUGCCUGAGUGGCUGGAGGCCAUUCGAACGGAGGUGCCCGACCAGCAACUCAAAGAAUUUCGGGAAGUCCUAAGCAAGAUGUUUGACAUUGAGCUGUGCCCGCUUCCUUUCUCCAUGGAAGAAAUGUUUGGCUUCAUCAGCUGCAGAUUUUCUGGUUAUCCAGCGUCUGUGCAAGAGCAGGCUCUGCUGUGGUUGCAUGUGCUGUCAGAGCUGGAUAUCGUGGUGCCUCUGCAGUUGCUAAUUGGGAUGUUCUCGGAUGGUGUGAACUCUUUGAAAGAGCUGGCCAAUCAGAAGAAGGCACGUGCCUCCGAUCUGACUAGCAACACUGGAGCUCGCAGGGUGAGCGUGGUGUCAGAUCCGGGCCGCCGUGGGCAACACAACACCCUCAGCCCGUUCCCAAGUCCUUUCAGGAGCCCGUUCCGCAGUCCGCUACGUUGUAGUCCGUUUAAAAACCUGGGUCACGCCACUGGCCAUUGCGCUUUGGAUUUAGACUGUGACGACGACGACAUGAACCUGGGCUGUUUCAUCCUCAUGUUUGACCUCAUACUAAAACAGAUGGAACUGCAGGAUGAUGGCGUGAUGCUCGGUUUAGACACCAGCCUGGGGAAAGAUAUUGUAGGGAUCAUCAACAAUGUCUUCCAAGCCCCGUGGGGUGGCUCGCACACCUGCCAGAAGGAUGAGAAGGCCCUGGAGUGCAGCCUUUGCCAAUCCAGCAUCCUGUGUUACCAGCUGGGCUGCGAGCUUUUGGAGAGGUUGACCCCCCGGGAGGAGAUACGCCUGGUGGAACCGACAGAUUGUUUAGAGGAAACAUUAUUGCUUCCUCAGCCAGAUUUCUCCGUCGGAGCAGAGAACGGAAGCGAGGAAGAAGACAACCCGAGUGCGGCGCAUACUGACAACCACAACAACCAUUCUCCUGAUACUGCAUCUAUGAAAAACAACUCAGAUAAGAAGUUCUCCUAUGAGCAACUUCCUGUGUCCUUGAAACUCAUAUACACAAUAUUGCAGGAAAUGUCCAAGUUUGAAGAGCCUGACAUCUUGUUUAACAUGUUGAACUGUCUGAGGAUCUUGUGUCUACAUGGAGAGUGUUUGUACUUUGCCCGUAAGGAUCACCCCCAGUUUCUGGCCUACAUCCAGGAAAAAAUGCUCAUCCCGAGUCUGUGGUCGAUGUUGAAGUCCGAGUUUUGCCAGUUAGCCUCUCUGGCGGUGCCUCAGCUCCUUCACGCUCUCUCUCUGUCCCACGGGGCGGACAUCUUCUGGAACCUCAUCAACACAAACUUCAACAGCAAAGAUUGGAAAAUACGAUUUGAAGCAGUGGAGAAGGUCGCAGUGCUGUGCCGCUUUCUCGAUAUUGGAGCGGUGACUAAAAACCACCUGCUCAAGUACUCUUUGGCGCACGCCUUCUGCUGCUUACUGGCUUCGGUGGAGGAUGUUAAUCCGGCUGUGGCCACCCGAGCCAGACUGCUGCUGGACACCAUUAAGAGGCCAGCACUGCAGGGCUUGUGCCUUUGCCUGGAUUUCCAGUUUGACACAGUUGUGAGGGAUCGGCCUGUCAUCCUCAGCAAAUUGCUCCUGCUUCAUUUCCUGAAGAAAGACGUACCAGCUCUCAGCUGGGAGUUUUUCGUCAACCGCUUUGAAACAUUAUCGCUUGAAGCUCAGUUGCACCUGGACUGUAACAAGGAGUUCCCUUUCCCUACAACCAUCACUGCAGUGCGAACCAACGUGGCAAACCUCAGCGAUGCGGCAAUGUGGAAAAUACGACGGGCGCGCUUCGCCCGGAACCGCCAGAAGAGUGUGCGUUCCUUGCGUGACAGCGUGAAGGGCGGCCCUCCAGAGUCCAAGCGGGCGUUCUCACUCCCCGAGUCACUGAGCAACCGACUUUCGCUAAGGCUAACCAGGCAAGAGCACUCUGCCCCAACACUCGGUGAAAUGAUCGAGAAGGUUCUGCCAGUCUCUCCUACAGGCCAGACGCUGUCUCCUGAAGACGACAGCAUCAUCCAAGACCUACUCCCAGAGGACGCCGGCAUUGACCACCAGACUGUUCACCAGCUCAUCAUGGUGCUCAUGAAAUUCAUGGCCAAAGACAAGAGCAGUGCCGAGGCAGACAUCGGCAGCGCCAAGGCCUUCAACACGGUGAAGCGGCACCUCUAUGUGUUGCUGGGUUACGACCAGCAGGAGGGCUGCUUCAUGAUUGCACCUCAAAAGAUGCGUACCUCGACAUGCUUCAAUGCUUUCAUUGCUGGUAUUGCACAGGUCCUGGACUAUAACAUCGGUUUAGGGAAACAACUGCUCCCCCUGGUGGUUCAGGUUUUAAAGUACUGCACCUGUCCUCAGCUGAGACACUAUUUCCAACAGCCACCCCGAUGCUCACUUUGGGCCCUGAGGCCACACAUGAGACAGAUGUGGCUCAAAGCGCUCCUGGUCAUUCUGUAUAAGUAUCCUUACAGAGAAAUGGAUGGAAGCAAAGUUGUCCUCCAUCUGAUCUACAUUACUAUCAACACCCUGAACGCCCAGUAUCAUAGCUGCCGUCCCCACGCCACCGCUGGUCCCCUUUACAGUGACAACUCCAACAUGAGCCGUUAUAGUGAAAAGGAAAAAGAAGAGGAUAGUGUAUUUGACGAGUCCGAUGUUCAUGACACGCCCACCGGAGCGGCUAACAAGGAGUCGCAAACCUUCUUUGCCCGCCUGAAGAGAAUUGGCGGCAGCAAGUCUGUGAAAUACCAACCAGUCGAGCUGAACGCAAAGAAAAGUGAAAUUGAGUUGUCAGAGUACCGGGAAGCAAGUGCACUUCAGGACAGCAUCCUGCACUGCGUGAGGGAGGAGAGCACCAGGAAGAAACGUCUGCAGGCCAUGAACAAGCAGAAGUCUCUGGACAUCUCUAAUACUGACUCGAUCCUCUUCAACCUGGACGAACAUCGACGUAAAUCCUGCAUCGAUCGCUGCGACUUACGAGCGCCCCCUGCUGUCCUACCCCCAACGGCCUCCGGCCGCAGCAGGCGUCAUGGCAAAGGAUCAUGCGAUGGAUCUUGGGUUCGAACGGAAGGCAGCGAUGCGGUGGACAGGCGGGGCUCUCGAGGAGGACAGUCCGACAUCUCCAAACCUGUCAUACCAGAGGUCCGCCUCAGCUGCAUGGAGACUUUUGAGGACAAGCUGGAUCAUGGUUCCGCUGGGGGGUCAGCUGCGGGAAAGGAAGACCAAGACCUCAUUGACCUCUCCUCUGACUGCACCUCCAUUCCGGAGAAGCACUCCCUGCUCUCCAUGUCUGACAGUGACUCCUUAGUUUUCGAACCCUUACCUCCACUCAGGAUCGUUGAGAGUGACGAGGACUUUGACCUCAACACCAUAAUAGGCUCAAAGUUCAAUGGAAGUCCAAAAGUUCUGGCUUCCCCCGGGAGUAGUAACACAUUGCGGCUGUCCCCUGUGGUGCAGGUGAGUGUGGAGGACUGCUCGAGUGAAAAAAGGAUCACAGACCUUCUGACAGGAGAAGCAUUUUUGGGAAAGAAACUGACUCCUUCAAGUUCUUUGGAACUCCCCGAGCGACUGGAGAACAUCUGCCACGAGAGCCCCAUCAUGACCCUGAAGCAGAAGAGAGACCUGCUGAGGAAGACACCCCGCGUGCCAGACACCUCACUAGAUGAUGCAUUCGGGGCACUCGAGGAGGCCAAGGCCUCAAGCCCCUCCGGCAGAACGAUCUUCUUGGACAUCCCGGAAGACAGAGCCGAACCUCUGUCCUCACCGGAGAGAAGCAACGACGAGGAAGAGGACGGUGACGAUGAGGAAGACGACGACAUGAUCGAUGAAGCGGACAGCGAACUCAAAACGCAUGACGGCGAUGACAAUGACGAAGCGGAGUUUAAAAUUCAGAUUGUUCCUCGACAGAGGAAGCAGAGGAAGAUAGCUGUGAGCGCCAUCCAGAGAGAAUACCUGGACAUCUCGUUCAACACUUUUGAUAAGCUUGGCAACGAGCAGGAUACGGACACAGAUCACAAAGCUAUGUCCACCUUGGAAAAGCCACGAGAAUCUUCCUCAGCGCCAACACUUGAAGCCGCAAUGCCCGAAACAAGCCACCGCUCUUCAGUAUCCGCUCAGUAUCGUCAGGUGAAGCGAGGUUCUCUGGGCGCACUGACCAUGAGCCAAUUGAUGAAGAGACAACUGGAGCAUCAGUCCAGCGCGCCGCACAACAUCAGCACUUGGGACACAGGUUGCUCAUUAAUUGGAGUGACCUCAUUAACCCCGAUAACUUGUAUUGUUUUGAUGAAUGCUUUUCCUGCACUAGGUCCAACAAAAACCAGUCUGCUCUCAGCGCCCAGCACGGUUAGCAUGUUUGUCCCUGCACCUGAAGAAUUCAUUGAUGAGCAGCCGACAUUAAUGUCUGACAGGUGUCGAGACUGCGCGGCUGUGCUGGAAGAAUACGACGAAGAGACCCUGGGCUUGGCGGUGGUGGUCCUUUCCAUGUUCAUCCACCUCAGCCCUGAUCUAGCUGCUCCUAUGCUCCUGGACAUCAUGCAAUCUGUGGGCAGGCUGGCUUCCAGUGCUAACUUUUCUGGACAAGCUGAGAGCAUGUUGAUCCCAGGAAAUGUUGCAGGUGUAGCCAAGCAGUUCCUCCGUUGUAUGUUCCACCAACUGGCUCCAAAUGGAGUCUUGCCUCAACUCUUCCAAAGCAACAUUAAAGAUGGAAGUUUUCUUCGGACCCUUGCCUCCUCGCUUAUAGAUUUUAAUGAGCUGAGUUCUGUCGCUGCUCUCAAUAUGCUUCUGGAGGGGUUGAACAACAAGAAGAGUCUGCCAGCAGGAGGCACUAUGCUGCACUGCUUGGACAACAUUGCUACCUUCAUGGAGGCCCUCCCUAUGGACUCCCCAAGCAACCUGUGGACCACCAUUUGCAACCAAUUCCAGGCCUUCCUCACCAAACUGCCCUCUGUGCUUCCUCUGAAGUGCCCCAUGGAUUCCAGCUUGAGGAUUAUCAUUUGCCUUCUGAAAAUUCCAACCACAAAUGCAACUCGGAGCCUUCUGGAGCCUUUUUCCAAGUUGCUGAGCUUUGUCAUCCAGUAUGGCAUCUUCAGCCUUUCCUACUUAGUCGAAUUGUGUGGACUCUGCUACAAAGCAUUCAACAAGGAGCGAGAUAAGUUCUACAUGUCACGCAUUGUGGUGCUGGAGCUGCUUCAAGCGCUCAAGUUCAAAUCCCCGCUGCCUGACACAAACUUGUUACUGCUGGUCCAGUUCAUUUGUGCAGAUACCGGCACACGGCUAGCAGAAUCCACCAUCAUCCAAAAGCACAUGAUCGCUACAUUGCCCGGGUGCACAACAGCAGCAAUGGAAUGCAUGAGACAAUACAUAAGUGAACUCCUGGACUUUAUUGCAGAUAUGCACACGCUAACCAAACUCAAGAGUCACAUGAAGGCUUGCUGCCAGCCGUUGCAUGAGGACACUUUUGGAGGGAACCUUAAAGUGGGCUUGGCGCAAGUGGCCGCCAUGGAGAUCAGUAAAGGCAAUCACCGUGACAACAAAGCUGUGGUCCGUUAUCUUCCUUGGCUUUACCAUCCUCCUUCCACCAUGCAACAAGGUCCAAAGGAAUUCAUCGAGUGCGUCUCCCACGUGCGUCAGCUGUCCUGGCUCCUCCUGGGAUCCCUCACACAUUGUGCCCUGCAUCAGGGUUCCACUUCCUGUAUGCCCAUCCCUCUUGAUGCUGGCUCCCACAUUGCUGAUCAUCUUAUCGUCAUCCUUAUUGGCUUUCCUGAACAGUCCAAGACGUCGGUGCUGCACAUGUGCUCUUUGUUCCACGCCUUCAUGUUCGCCCAGUUGUGGACCAUCUACUGUGAGCAGGCGGCCGCCGCUCCUACUUUGCAGAACCAGAACCAGACAGAGUUUUCAUCCAGCGCCAUUCUGACAGGCCUGGAGUUCUGGAGUCGUGUGACACCCAGCAUUCUGGAGCUCAUGGCGCACAAUAAGGUGAUGGUGGAGAUGGUGUGUCUUCAUGUUAUUAGCCUGAUGGAAGCACUGCAGGAGUGCAACUCAACCAUCUUUGUCAAGCUUAUUCCAAUGUGGCUACCCAUGAUACAGUCCAACCUUAAGCACCUGUCGGCAGGUCUACAGCUGCGUCUCCAGGCCAUCCAGAACCGCGUGAACCACCAGUGUCUGCAAGCUCAGACGCCGGGGGCGCCGCCCUUCGCGCUGCGCAAGUGGCUUCAGUGCACUCAAUUCAAGAUGGCUCAGGUGGAGAUCCAGUCAUCUGAGGCCGCCUCGCAGUUCUACCCCAUGUAACCUACUUUCUGCAAUUCCGCUCUGAAUAACCAAAAAGGAUGCUCACCUGGGCUGAACUGCCUUUAGUUUGAUAUGUACAGUAGAUCUGUGCUAUUUACUGUUAUGGCUCACUUGCAGAAGAUUUCUAUUUAUCUGUGUUGUGCUCUGAAUGCAAAUGCGUACUCACUCUAUGACAUUCUAUCUUUUUCGACUGAACAAUAAAAGUUCUUUUUUUUUUAGAAGA